This is a messenger RNA of Physcomitrium patens, 1205 nucleotides long. RefSeq lists its product as uncharacterized. The record is from RefSeq and is a predicted model, not a curated record. NCBI's taxonomy places the organism in Eukaryota, Viridiplantae, Streptophyta, Bryopsida, Funariales, Funariaceae.
AUUUCUCUCGCCUAAGUGGUCAGCGACAGCUCCCUUGGCGACGAAAUUAGCCAAAAUCGAAGUAGAUUUGCUGUAGUUCGACCUAGUGACGCUUCGUCGAGGCUUUCUAUUAUUGGGAAUCCGUGAUAUAUUUUUGUGGGGUUUUUUUGGGGUAUUGAGAAGGCGUGUUUAUAAAUUGCAUAUGCGGAGCUGGCUUGAUGCCCAAACCGUGGACGUGUUCACUCAGGAAAUCCGGGGGGUUAGGGGUGAAGGAAGCUUUGGGGUGUAGGUCACUGUGGACUUUGUUUGCCCUUGAAACUGACUGUUCUGUUCCCCUCUGCGAUAUCCUGGUUCCCCAGCUUUGCAGGGAGAGAGGAUCCUUGGCUCGAUCCGAAAAGAACUCGGAUUUUUGGGUUCUGUCCUUCAUUCCGCAGCAGAAAUACGACACUGAACUCCGCGGAUUUCCAAACAUUAUCCGUAGCCUGCAGAUCACAUUGGAUGGCGGGUUACGCAACCCGGGUGCGAGUUUUGUAGCGUUGGGGAGGGAGGCUCUGUCGUCGAGUACAAGCACCGAUCAGAGCGGAUUUUUUAGAACGCGGUGGGCCCAGUACCCAGAGGUCGAAGGAUCGAAACCUCCCGUCGGUAGGUCUUUCGAGGUGACCAGUUGAUGGAAUUAGGAGUUAAUAAAUAGAUAACUCAAAUUUCAUUUAUAAAGGUGGGAAGAUUCCAAAGAGAGUGGAAGCAUUUUACCACAUCAAAGUUUUGAGAGAGUCUCAAUAAAUGUGGGGUCCACAUAGAGAUUGGAGUGGGGUGGACCUUUCUAAUGCUAUAUAAUAAAACCAUGGUAGAGUUGUUGGCCUAGUCUAUGAGAUUGUGUGCAUUUGGGUAGAUAGGGGAAGGGAGGCUCCAUGGCUCAAUGAUAGAUAUGUUGAACGGCCCUGCAGGCAAUUGGGUUUAGGGUUUAGCACAAAUCAAGGUUUUGCCUUUUCAUACAAGAUACGGAUCUAAACUAAUUAAUUAAUAAAUGUACUUGAAAGAGAGAGGGAGUUGUGGGUGAGUUUAUACACAUAUACUAUCAUUAAGUAUUUGGAGAAGCAUGUGAUGUUGAAUAUGGAUAGUAAUAAAUUAUCACUUAAAAGGUGAACCUUUGCACAAUGGAAGCACUUAUUUUGCAUUUUUUGCAUAUAUUCUUGUUUGUUUCUUCAUUGUUUCUUUCUCAUGUAGAA